CUGUGAUAGACGAACGUUUCGUUUUGAACUAAAUCCACAUAAAUUUGCGAACAGGCCAUUUUUGCAAUUUUGUCAAAUUUUUUUGAUGCUCUUGUUGGCACAUUCACCAGCGAAGGCAGCAACCGAACACACAUAGACAAUGGAACCAAAAGAAGCAACGACUUCAGAAACCCUAGAUCACAAUCAUCAGAUUUCUCAAGAACACAACGUAGACCCUCACCACGACCUUGAUGGUAACAUCGAUACAAGUACAAGAGAAACGGAGGAUACGUUUUUCUCCUCGACUUCUUCGCCAAUCAGUCAAAAGGAGAUUGUAAGAGCAGUAGAAGUGGUAGAGAGGGAUUCCCUCGCCAUUGCUGAUAGCUUUUCAUCUCUAUUCGCAUCUCUCCGAAUUGCUCUCUCCGAGGUUAGCAGCCGCUCUGUUGAUCAUGUACAAUGCUUCAGUGAUGCUGCUGGGCGUCUUCAAGAAUCUGCAUUGGAUACUGCAACAAAGGGGAAUCUGUACAUAAACUCAUGUCUCAGAUUGAAUGAGGAAAUGAGAGGCAUUGACACCCUAGCAAUGCAACUAAAGGUGUUGCGUAGAAACGUUGAUGCUUUGGAUACUGCUGUGAAUACCCUUGUUCGUUUUCCUUGAUGUGUUAUUAUCAUUAUUUUUUAACUGAGGUUUUUAUUGAUUUGAAUACAUUUGCCCAUUAAUAUUAAUUGUUAUAUACUCUGG
Lactuca saligna is the source of this 718-nucleotide messenger RNA. Lineage: Eukaryota; Viridiplantae; Streptophyta; Magnoliopsida; Asterales; Asteraceae. The record is from the annotation of a GenBank genome assembly.